UCUUUUGUCUCUUCCUUUCUUUUUCUCACGGUUUCUCGAGCUCUUGCAUUCUACCUCAGAGGAGAAGAAUCCAGACCAACGACGGACGAGGACUGUGUCGGUCCAAUCGACGUCUCCUCCGUCUUCUCCGUCAGAAGAAGGAGCGGAACUCACCGCCGACUCUCUCGGUGCUCACCGCAUCUCCUCCGUCUUCUCUCAUCUACGCCGUCAGAAGAAGGAUCGAAAUCCACCACCAAUCGACGAAUCUCUCGGUAUUGAUGGCGUUUCCUCCGACUUGUCUCGUCUUCCACCUAUUCGACAACUCUCUCGGUCAUCACGGCGUCUCGUCCGUCGGUUCUCGUCUUCUCCGACGUGCGACGACUCUAUCAGUCCUCCUGGCGUCUCCUCCUCCGGCAGGCAAUGUCUUCAGUUUGGAGAUCAGCUUCUGGUAAAAGUCAUCUGUAUUGGUGAUCUGAGGUGGAGGGAUUGGUUCACCUGCAUUAUUGUAUCAUGAAGCUUGUGGUGUGGUAUGGUUACAGACUUAUCGAUCAUAAUGUUGUUGAACUCAACAAUGUGCAUAGGCAGAUAAUCACUAUUCGGAAGGAACAUGAGGUUAGGAAGUUGAAUCUCAAAGCCAAGCACGAGGAGAAAAUGCGACAAGCUCAGAUUCAGUUCUUGUGGCUACUCUCAGCCAGUCUCAUCUCAUCUCUUUUAUUAUGUUACUCGGUUUAUUAACUUAAUUGGCUGAUCCAAGAAAGUUUGUGUAACCUUUUAUUAUGUUACUCGGUUUACACAACAUCUUCAUCUUCCAACAACAUGUAUGUUUCAAGUUUCAUUAUGUAUGUUUCAAGUUUAUGUGAUCUGUUCUGUGUGAAAUGUGAGACAAAGAAACUCAAGUUUAUGCAAAGCAAGAGAAGUCACGAGUUUUUGUUCUUGUAUAAUUAUGUAAAUGCUUGUCCUUGUGUUCUCUAUCUCAUGUUCUUGUCUUGGUAUUUCAGGUCCAAAAGAGUGUUCUUGUCUUCUAAGAAUGGCAUUGACAUUGGCAUUGAGACGAUCAAGUAAGGUUUUCUUGUUUAUGUUUCUUCCUCUUGAGCGGCGAUGGCGACUGUGACUUUUUCUGCGACAUGAAGAUUGGAUCGAUCAAUGUUGUUUUGGGAAUAUUGGAGGCUCAGAUUGAUGAGGAAAUUGGAUUUUAUGGCUCUACUGAGGAGUUUGGAUUGAAAUCACAAGGGGGAAUAAUGUUUUUUGGGCACAAAAGGACAGGAUCCGAUUGGACUUUUCUGAUGAAGACGAAUCAUGGCAUAAGGAAGGAGGGGUUCCUCGGUUGAUUGUGAUUGUGCCAGAUCUAUGGAUAAGGAAAGGGGAGACGAAUAGAGGGCUCCAAAAUUUAGACAAGGAAGGUGGUGGAAAAGUUUAUGGCCAGUUUGAUUUGAUAGAUCUCUCAAGAAUUAUGACUCAGGGGCAGUGGAUGGUUAAGUCUGGUGGUAAAAAGGUGCAGGCCCCAAGUAUGGGAUUGAAGAUCUCGAUCCCAAAGUUUGAUAAUUCAGUUCUCAUUACUGAAUACUCAAAAACGUUGAUUGGGAGAUGCAUGAAUCCUUUCAAGCAGGAGAUGAAUGCGCUACUGUUCCAUCUACCAAAGAUCUGGAAUGUCGAUGAGAGAGUGGUGGGCGCGGAUCUGGGCCUAGGACGCUUUCAGUUCGAUUUUGACCAGGAGGAAGACAUUGUUGAGGUGAUGAAGAAGGAGCCCUUUCACUUUGAUAACUGGAUGCUGUCUGUUGUUCGUUGGGAACCGGUGAUGGAGGAGAACUAUCCUUCCAAGAUAACAUUUUGGGUGCGUGUCAUUGGUGUCCCUCUGCACUUUUGGGCUGUACCAACUUUCAAAAGCAUAGGCGAGGCACUGGGGGAGGUCCGAGGAGAUGAUGAUAUUGACAUAGAUGAAGGGAAGGUUCGGGUGAUCAUUGACGCUAUCAAGCCUCUGGUCUUUUUGGUUACUGCAGAGUUCCACAGUGGUGAUGAGUCAACCAUCGCUUUAAGGUACGAGAAACUGCACGGGUUUUGUCGAAUCUGUUCGAGUUUGUGGCAUGAUCAGUUUCCUUGUCCGACGGUGAAGAAGAGUACUGACGAGGAGACUGAGGUGCAACCUCCAAAACCGGAGCAGGACCCAGCCAUGUUAAGCUACAAGGGAGCAGUGGAGUCACAAGGAAGAGAGCUUGGUGGUGAUGCGAAUGGGAAUAACCGAAGGCUAGGCCAUCAAGUCCCGAGAAAUAGGGACUACAAGGGCAAGGGUAUUGCUUUUGAUAACAGCAAAUAUGAGGGCAAUAGUAAGUCGGGGUUUAAGAGGUCGUACAGAGAUCAAGACACGGGCUACUUAAGGAAUCUGAGGCAGACUGGGAGGUUCCCACAAUCAGAGGCUCCAAUGAGGUACGCUAUCGAUACACGGGGUUUAAAAAACAUCAACACUCAAGAGAUGGGGCAAAACUUGGACGAGCAACAAAAGCUUAUGCUAGAUGCCUUUAGGAGCGGCAAGAGUGAAGAGACAAACCAGAUAUCAGACUCCACGGCUCGUAAGGCUCUCAGCUUUGAAGGAAACAUCUCCGGAACUGCUAUGGAAGGAUUGGGUGGUACAGAUGUUGCGAGUGGUAUAGCGGGUGCAAGUGUGGGAGAGGAGGACCCUAAGGCAUUGAAGGAGAAACUCCUCCCUGAAAGACAUGGUGCUGAUAAAGCAGAUGGAUCUUAAUAAAGAGGAGAGUGAGGGAGAGAAGAUUGAGGAGAUGGAGGGUCUGUCUGAAGAAAUAGAUUCAGAGUUAACUGGUGAUGUAGCGCUUACUGAGACAGGGGAGCAGGAUGGCUCAGAGCAUGUGGGUGAUGAGGUUUUUGCAGAGGCUGAUUUCGAUGUGGAGGAGGAUGAUCAACUGAUGGAGACAGAAACCCAGGAGGUCUUGAUUGAGUCUGAAGGCAAGGAACGUGGACGUGCUAAUAAGAAGAAGCAGGGGAAAGUUAAUGGAGCUGCUAUGGGAGGCUCUCUUAAGAAGAGAUUGGUGCAGAGUGUCGUCUCCCCAAGGAAGAAGCAUACUGUUAAGAAGGGCAGCAAGGUGGGGGAGAAGGAUGCACUACCCCCAGAGAAGGCUCCGGUUAAGCAUGUUCCUGAUCAGAACUAAAGUGUUUUUAAGGUCUUAACAUUUAAUGAAUAAGUGUUGGGAAAGAGUUAGUAAUUCCCAUGAUUUUAUUGUUGUGUCAUUUUUGUUUCCUUGUUAUGAUUUUCCUCUGAAGUCUUCAGGGUGUUGGAAUAAUAAAUUGGAUUUAUCUUCA
Molecule: messenger RNA, 3288 nt
Organism: Brassica oleracea var. oleracea
Lineage: Eukaryota; Viridiplantae; Streptophyta; Magnoliopsida; Brassicales; Brassicaceae
Exons: 5
Coding region: 1430-2716 (428 amino acids)
Source: RefSeq, a predicted model, not a curated record